Molecule: messenger RNA, 1567 nt
Organism: Corticium candelabrum
Lineage: Eukaryota; Metazoa; Porifera; Homoscleromorpha; Homosclerophorida; Plakinidae
Product: STAM-binding protein-like
Exons: 8
Coding region: 355-1170 (271 amino acids)
Biological process (GO): protein K63-linked deubiquitination
Cellular component (GO): endosome; membrane
Molecular function (GO): K63-linked deubiquitinase activity
Source: RefSeq, a predicted model, not a curated record
UCGCUGAACUGUGUUGGAAGACAGGCAAUUGUGUGGUGGCAUAGAGAUGUCGAAAAUCAUGAACGCCGAAAAGAUAAAAGGACCCGUGCUCGGCCUCGAGAGUCGUGCGCUGCGCAGCAAAUCGCUAGCUGUUCGAAUUCACCGCGAACGAAUACUAGCGGAAGAGAAGAUGAAACUGUGGCCGUAGAAGUGAGAGAUGAUGAUGACAGACAAAGAGAUAACAACAAACAUCAAGAAUCGCAACGGUCAAACCUUGAAGAAAGAUAUCAGCGAGAGGAAGAUAAAAUAGAAGUAGGGGAACGACAAACGAAGGAAUCGUUGGAAGAAACUAGGGAGGAAGAAGAGAAAGAUGAAAUGAAAGAAGAAGAAGAAGAAUCGGUUCGAGAAGAUGAGCCAAAACAACAAGAAAACGAAGAAGCGAAACAUGAUGUCGAAGUUGCACCUCGUCGAGACGUCGAGAGAGAAACGAGAAAAGGAAAAGAAACAAUCGGAUCGAUUUCUGAAGGGUCGGCUGGUAGCAACGAGCAAAUCGUCACUCCUUCCAAAUCUAUCGGUGAAGAAGAGAAGAAUUCGAAGCAAGACAGCGCAUCCUCGUCCGAUGUCGACAAUCGAACGAAGCAACGACUGUCCGACUUUGAUUGCACGACUGCCAGUCCAGUCGACAUGUCGUGUUCGAGUGCAACGAUUGCAAUUUCCAAUGCUUUAUCUGAUAUGUUCCUUCGACCUCCCAAUCCAUCGUCUGAUAAACGUUGUCUUAGUCCAGGAGAAAUAACGUUGGAAUGCAAUAAACAGGCAGAAGGAGAAAAUUGUGCAGCUUCCUCCGACACUAGACCUGAUGAAACGGAACGUAUUGGUAUUGCAAAUACAAGAACUGAGAAUAGAAUGAGAAUAAUACGAGUGCGUGAAAGACUUGUUGAUCAGUUUCUAGCAGCAUCUGCGUCAAAUACCAUGGACGACAUCGAGACUGGUGGGAUUCUUUGCGGAAAAGAAAUCAAUGGAGUGUUGUACGUAACUCAUAUUCUCAUUCCUGAACAAACGGGAAAUUCAUUUUUCUGUACAACGUAUGACGAAGAUGACUUGGCGUUUUAUCAACUUGAACACGAGCUUAUGACCGUGGGAUGGAUUCACAUUGAGCCCUCUCAUGGCUGUUUUAUCUACGUCAAGUGUUGACCUUCAUUGUCACUACUCGUAUUAGAGACCGAUGAAAGAGUCAAUAGCUAUCGUGUGUGCUCCAGAACGGUAAGAGUGCAGAUCGAUUUACAAACGACGUUGAGUUGGGAGUGACUCGACGUGGAAUGGACUGCAUUACACCAGUGGCGGAUCAAAGGGGGUUUCAUCAAGCAGGGACUAUGCAGCGGCGGCGGAGCGUCUUGCAAGUUGGGGGGGGGCAAGCCAUGAAAUCCGGAACAUUUAGCAAAUUAAGCACGUACAAAUACCUCUUAAACGAAUCUACGUACGGAUAUAUAUUGUGUAUAUAAUAUUGAAAUAGUGGGUUCAGAUAUAGACUAUCUGUUUAGUGAUACGGUAUACAGUCUAGAACUUUAUAACUAUAAUAGACUCAUCAUGC